AGGGGAUGGGGGGUGGGGGAUGCAAAUUUUGUGUGAGAGCCCCUCCCCCUCUCCAAGCAGCCCUGCCCGUGCGGGUUCCGUAGCCAGAAAGUCGCAGCUCUUCUCGGGGGUCCGCGUCCUGAAUCUGAAAACUGCUGCAGCGCGACCCCUAGAGGUCUGGGUGGUAGUUGCCGCGCCGGCUCGAGAGGGCAGUGCUGUUGGAGGACGUGGGAAGCCUGGAAUUCCGGGGGGGGCGGAACGCCGGGGUCAGCCCGGGGAGAACCUCCUCUGCUUCAAAGUGGCUAGGUCUGAAGGCCUCCCCAGAAGCUGUGGUGAAGGCCGCUUGUGAAGGAAGGUGGGGGUGGCUACUAAUUCAGAAUCCGUUCCACAUCCGUUCGUGGUUGCAAAGAUUGAUGGUGAAGUAGCAGAAAAGGAGGGUUGUGAAUUCUCAUUAACUGAAUAAGCUGCAUUUUUAAAGUUUUCCUAGGGGCUGUGUUAUUUGUGACCGCGAUGAGAAAUUUCGUCAGUGAUGAUCUGAUAACUGACAAACUUCACAGGCCCAAGAGCUCGAAAGACUGGUUGGAACCACAGCCACUUUAUUUGGUGGAGGAGUUUGCCCUCUACAUACAUAGUUCAAGGAUCCACCAGAGAUUUGGCCAGUAAUGUUGUGAAAUUUGUGGCAACUCCUCUAUGGCUCUCUCAUUUCAGGCAUUAGCUAAAGAAGAUAUUGAUACAGCUAUUCAAUCAAUAUUAUAUAGAGAAAAUUAUGUAAUUAAGGAACUAGAUAAGUAUUUACUACAUCAUGACUUCUUAAAUGAAAGAAGAAAAGAGGUGUUAUAUAAAAGAUGGGCUGACCAUGUGGCACAUCCUCUCCAGAAGAAAAUUAUAGAAAAAGUUUGUUCACACAAGAAGAUUAGAAAAAGGAGACAAGAAGAAUUAGAUGGUUUUUUAAAACAUGUAAAUAAAAAGGGAAAUGCAUUUAUAGAGCAUUAUGAUCCAAAAGAGUAUGAUCCUUUUUAUAUGAGCAAAGAGGACCCGAAUUUUUUUAAGGUUACCAUUCCACCAUUUCGUGACCCUUUGAAAAAGGCACAAUAUAACAAAGAUGAUGAAAAAAGAACUCUUCUUCAGUGUAAAACUGGCAAGAUAUAUACAAUGAAAGAAUUUAAAGAGACUGAAAAGGCCAAACUGCAAUCCAGAUUCCCAAGUAUUUCUAACUCAAGGCAUUUUAUGACUCCAAAUAAGUGGCUUAAGGUGCCUACAACCUACAUAGAAAGUGAAUUUUGUAAAAGGAGCAGGUUAAAAGUGAAAAUGAAUUUUAAUGAUUGUAGUUUUGAUUUGAAACCUUUGACAAGAGCUUCUCAUCCUGUGGAAUCUCAGCAAGAAAAAAAAGCAGUCAUUUACAAAAACAAAGGAUCAUCCCUUCUGGAAAAAGAACCUCUAUGUUUUCAUGAGAGAAAGAAGAAAGAGGCCAAUUCUGAAGGUCACUUCCUUGACCCUCAGCAGAAGAUAGAGAGGGAUGGGGCCCAGUAUGCGAAGGUUUUAGCAACCAAAGAGCACACACUCUGAUCCUUGGUUGGUAAGAGGACACAAAAGAAAGCUGUUCCAGAGGAAGCCGUCUGCCAGCAGGAUCUAUUCAGGGUGAGGACCAAGGAAGGGACUCAAGCACCUGCAGUAAACACUUCAUUUUUGAGUUCAGUGUUUGUAUGAUAAUUAAGAAAUCACACUACCAUGUAUUGACAGCUAUUGCAAAUGUAUUUUCCCCAGAAGUUAAAUAUUGUCUGAAAAAUCCAAUAAAAAUAAUGAUAGCUACCUUA
Messenger RNA from Canis lupus familiaris (dog), 1793 nucleotides. RefSeq names its product family with sequence similarity 228, member B (gene FAM228B). The record is from RefSeq and is a predicted model, not a curated record. Bases 670 to 1545 code for a protein of 291 amino acids. Lineage: Eukaryota; Metazoa; Chordata; Mammalia; Carnivora; Canidae. The transcript is spliced from 10 exons.